Mizuhopecten yessoensis (Yesso scallop) is the source of this 4598-nucleotide messenger RNA. Its product is annotated as mucin-5AC-like. The transcript has 19 exons. The record is from RefSeq and is a predicted model, not a curated record. The coding region runs from base 99 to 4598 and encodes 1499 amino acids. NCBI's taxonomy places the organism in Eukaryota, Metazoa, Mollusca, Bivalvia, Pectinida, Pectinidae.
UGAAAACGAGGCAUCGCGCCAGAACCAGUUUGAUUUAGUUGGAUGAUGAAUUCGGAUACAUAGCUCAUGAGUACUCUAUUCAAGUUUUUAGAUGAGACAUGGCGAGUCCUCAACUCUCUCUGUUGGAAAACUCCUUAAAGCAGCAACUGAUGCCCAUCUUUGCCAAUCUGAGUGAGGAUAUACUAGACAUUUGUGUCCGUGACCCAAGUAACCUCUCCAACCUUCAGUUGUGUAUUGACGAUUUGCUGGAAUUGCGUACCUAUACACGACAUCUGGCUGUAUCUACUGCAGACUCCUCGGAUAGCUGGAGACGAGAUCCAGUGGUCGUUGACUCUGAUGAUGAUGGUGACCUUGUCAGUGCUCUUCUAAGUGCAGAAAGUCAGGAGGUGCAGAUCACCCAGCAAUUUCCCCCCACUCGCAGGCUAGACACUGAUUGUCUUCUGACAGAUGUUGAUUCAUCAAAGAAAAAAAGGGGUUCUUCAAUGAAAAUUCGUGAGGCAACAUUUAUCUGUCCCAGUCCUGGUAAUAAUGUAGACACUAGUGUCAGUCUGUUGGAUGAGGUAGAGUUUGACAAUGAUCUUCCACGAUUGUCUACCCCAAGUAAAACAAAAACAAAUUCUCCAGCUGACCACAAAGUAUCUGCCAACAAUGCCACACCGUCCUCCAGGGCAAAUACCAGUACCUCUAUACUGGACGCAGGUCACACAGCUGUGGUGCAGCAAUGGCGACAAAACCAAAUUCAGUCCCUCUUCACUUCACCAACGAAAGCAAGGACAAAUGAAGCAGGACCUAAAUCACAAAUAAGCGAUAUAACAUGUGACUCUCAAACUGUUUUCCAGACUAAAAGCAAAAGUGCUGAUGUUUGUGUGGCUAAAAUUGACCAGAAGCCUAAAUCAGCUGUCUCUGGGAUACUUUCUCCUGCCAAGCUAAAGCUGCCUGGAUCUCCACUGAAAGAGAAAUUGCCUAUUUCCAACUCACACAAGUACAGAUUCAAUCCAGACUCGUUUCACUCCAGUCCUGCCCAAGUUAUUCGUCCUUCUGUUUUCAACCCAGGUAAAAAUGCUACAGAACCACUAACUGCAGGUACAUCAAACGUGCCACAUGACACAUUAACAACUAACAGUGUUGUACCACUGACCUCAGGCACAUCGCAAGACACAACACCAAAACAGAUAAAGUUUAAAAAAUCCCUCAUCCUACCAGGGGACCGGUUACCAGCCACCACAGCAACUUCAAAGACCCCUCUUACUUCAACAUCAGACAAACAACAGAGCAGUGUUUCAAAUAGACUUCCGGCACUCGACACACUGACAAGAGCAUCACAGAACAAUGGGUUGUCAGCUGAAACUUCAAAUUUAAAUGUGCUAAAAUCUCUAAAUGGAAAGGAAGUUUUACAUUCCACAACAAACGGAUCACAGAAAGCUGAUUACAGUAACAGGCCAUGGCUUCAUGAUCAGUCGCAGAGAUCUUCAAAUGCAAACCAGGUACUUAUCCCUUCAAAAUCACCUCAGAAAACUUCAAGCAAAUGUCCAUGGAUUCCAGAACCUGUGGCAACCUCAAAUUCACCUCAUCCUCUUACUUCAAAUAAAUUACAGGGUUCCAGUGGACCACAGAGUGAAAUUUCAAACAAAUGGCCAUGGCUACAGACAACAUCAAGUACAAACUCAACACAAUCUUCAAAUUCAAGCAAGCAUCAGACUGUGUCUCAAGUAUCACAGAAUUCAACCAUCAAUAGCAAGUAUCAGACUGUGUCUCAAGUACCAAAGACUUCAACCAUCAAUAGCAAGCAUCAGACUGUGUCUCAAGUACCACAUAAUUCAACCAUCAAUAGCAAGUAUCAGACUGUGUCUCAAUUACCAAAGACUUCAACCAUCAAUAGCAAGCAUCAGACUGUGUCUCAAGUACCACAUAAUUCAACCAUCAGUAGCAAGUAUCAGACUGUAUCUCAAGUACCAAAGACUUCAACCAUCAAUAGCAAGCAUCAGACUGUGUCUCAAGUACCACAGACUUCAACCAUCAGUAGCAAGCAUCAGACUGUGUCUCAAGUACCACAGAAUUCAACCAUCAAUAGCAAAUAUCAGACUGUGUCUCAAGUACCACAGAGUUCAACCAUCAAUAGCAAAUAUCAGGCUGUGUCUCAAGUACCACAGACUUCAACCAUCAAUAGCAAAUAUCAGGCUGUGUCUCAAGUACCACAGAGUUCUACCAUCAGUAAGUCACUGGAAUCAAUAACCUCUUUAAUACAAUCUACAGAUUGUAAAAAAACACAUGUCACAUCAAAUGCACCAAAUCAUUUAUUGGUUAGCAGACCACUGGCAUCAAAAUCAACUGUGGCGCAAUUUACAAAUUGUAAUAGACUACUUGUCACAUCAAAAACACCACAGAAUCCAACCAUCAACAAGUCGUUGGUACCAACACCAACAGUGACACAACACAACAGUUCUAGUGUUCAGAGGGUGUCAGAGGGACCACAUGAUUCAUCCUUGAGUAGGCCACCAUCCAUGUUGAGAAGACAGCAGUCUGCUUAUUCUACUUCAAAGGCAGAAGUACCAACAACAGCCAAGUUGUCUGUGACAGCAAAUAUACCAUUAACAUCAAAUAUACCAUCAACAGCAAAAAUACCAUCAGCAGCAAAGAUACCGUCAACAGGAAACACAUCAUCAAAUACAUUACCUGGUAGUUCUAAUGAUAACAUUGUGGCCUCAGCAUCUGGAGACUGGAGGGCUACACCAAACAUAAAGCCACCAUCUUCUAUGUCAAAAGAUGGAAUACAGGUCCUAACUGAUCAGUCACGAAUAACCAAUUCUAAUACAAUACUUCCUGCUGCAUCUUUGGGCAAGGCACAAGACUCAAAGGCUGUUAGUGCUUCACAGACAGCAUUGUCAAACAGAAUCCCUACUGCUGUCCCCAAACUUAAUGAUCAGGCAGCCCUACCUGUCCAUCUCAAAGCUGCUGCUCCUGGCGUAACCAAGCCAAAAGCAGAUCUGUCGGCUGUCACAGCAAGUGCUGCAGUGCGUACCAGUACUGUGACAAACCCAGCAAGUGGAGCGAAACCCCAAGCUGAUCCCAGUAAGGAGAUACCAGCCCCAAAAUCUAGGACAAAGUGUUUGGUAGAGGAUGUGCUGGCACUAUUUGGAGAUGCUGACCCUGAAUAUGUAAGGAGGAUGGUGGAAAUGGAGCUUCUCACUCAACGGCCUGACCACGAGAUCGUCAACAACCUGUGUAACCUGCUUCUAGAGAACCAUACUUAUCCUCGGGUGCAGCCCUCGGCCACUGUCACCAUCGUGGAAGAAAUUGAUGACACUGACUAUUACCAAGAGUACAAGAAGAAUGAGCACCAGGCAGGUUUAUACUAUAGUCAGACAGAAAAGCUGCUGAUGCACCAGUUUAUGUGGAUAUCAGCACAGUGUGUGAGACAGGUGCUACGCUGGUACAGUGGAUAUUAUGCCCCAACACACCAGGUCCUUGGUCAGGUGAUGAAACAGAGGAAGGAGGAUAUCAAAAAGGAUAAAGGAGAUGUUCCCUAUUCCCUGAAAUUGCAUUCCCUACAUGCUGGAGCUACUAUCAACAUCACCGUUGCACCCAACAGUAAGGAGCGGCCAUUAUCAGUAACACUGUUGAAGAACUGGCGUAAAACUUCACCUCCACCAUUAGUUGGUCUGGAUCCUUUCCUUCAGAGAGAAGUCAACUUUAUUAAACGAAAACAACAGGAUGAAUUUGAGGAGGCAGACCACCAGAUGGCACUGAUGCUCAAUGAGACGGAGUAUGAGGAGAGCGGACAGCUAAUAGAAUGUGGCUGCUGUUACGGUGAAGUGCCAUUUGAAAACAUGAUACAGUGUUAUGAAGGACACCUGUUUUGUGAUGACUGUCUCCAGAGGUAUGCCAAGGAGGCGGUUUUUGGUGCUGGAAAGGCAGACCUAAUGUGUAUGACAGAGGGUUGUGAUGCCUCCUAUCCUGUCACCCAGUUAAGUAAAGCUCUCCCCAGCAGCAUUUUGAGCAAAUAUGAAGACCGUGUCCAGGAAGAGAACUUGAAUCUGGCUGACCUUUCCGACCUUGUAAGCUAUGCAGCUGGGAGGUGUCCUCACUGUGACUUUGCGGCUGUGUUAGACCCAGGAUACUCAGUGUUCCGAUGUGCCAACCCAGCUUGUGAAAAAGAAACAUGUCGCCAUUGUCAAGAGCCCUGGGCAGACCACAUCGGGAAGACUUGUGAUCAGGUGGAAAAGAAGGAUGAGGUGAAACUGCGUGUUCAGUUUGAAGAGAAGAUGACCAUGGCCAAGAUAAGAACCUGUAUCAAAUGUAAAACUAAAUUCACCAAGUCAGAAGGCUGUAACAAGAUGACCUGUCGCUGCGGUUCAAAGAUGUGCUACAUAUGCCGAAAACCUAAUAUUGACUACAAUCACUUCUGUCAACAUGUCCGAGAACCAGGCAAGGGUUGUGACAAGUGUACGGCCUGUUUCCUGUGGAGUACUGGAGAGGAGGACGACAAGAGGGCAAUAGAGGAAAUUAGGAAGCAGGCAGAAGAAGCUAGAAAAGCACAAGGUAAUGACAUGUUUUUUAUUUAUUCAGAUACAUGCUGUAUGAUAGAUUUUCCAAUUUAG